This is a messenger RNA of Cryptotermes secundus, 3253 nucleotides long. It is a transcript of the gene Dgkepsilon, whose product is annotated as diacylglycerol kinase epsilon. The record is from RefSeq and is a predicted model, not a curated record. Gene Ontology annotation, molecular function: ATP-dependent diacylglycerol kinase activity. Bases 188 to 1798 code for a protein of 536 amino acids. The transcript has 11 exons. NCBI's taxonomy places the organism in Eukaryota, Metazoa, Arthropoda, Insecta, Blattodea, Kalotermitidae.
UGACAGUUUUUGAAAGAAUGUUCCGUGGGAAGGCAACUGAAAACGAAUUUUGAUGCAGUAAAUUUAUGUAUAAUAACUUUCUAGCAAACAGUGCAUAUUUAUUUCCAACUCUGUGUUGGAAUAGGUCAUCCAUGCGAAGCGUUCAAGGAUUCCAUACAGUUUCUGUGUGGCCCAUUUUAGAAACAAGAUGUGGCCACUAUUUUUCUUGUGGGAUGCCAGUUUGAUUAGUGUGUUCCUUCACACUUUAACGGUAAUAUUGAUUUUCAUUUUGACCAUCAACAUUAUCAAGUACAUAACUCCAGAUCUUCAUAUCCCAAUCAGGGAUACGUCUAAGCAACAUAACUGGCGUAAUGGAAAACUUUUGUCCAAGACAUGUUACUGCAGUGUUUGUGAAGCACUAAUGGUGACAGGACGAGGGGUAUACUGUGACUGCUGUGGAGUCUGUGCAGAUAGAGGCUGCAUUAAAGUAGCUGAUCGGAAGAUCAAGUGUAAGGCUAUCACAUCGAGUGAUAAGGGCCCCAUGAAACAUCACUGGGUGAAAGGUAAUCUUCCAAUAGGUGCUUGUUGCUACGUAUGUGAAGAGGAAUGUGGAUCAGAAUAUGGAUUAGUGGACUGGUUCUGCUGUUGGUGCCAGCGAACUGUUCAUUCACGAUGUCGUGUUCACCUUGAAGAGGUUUGUGACUUUGGACCAUAUCGUAAUCAGCUGAUUCCACCUAGUUGUGUUGUACUAACUAAGAAGCGAAGCAGCGUACGUAGGAAACUUCAACUCCGUUCAGUUAAAUCUCCUGGGUGGGAGAACUGGACGCCAAUUAUUGUACUAGCAAACUGUAAGUCUGGUAACAAUGACGGGAACAUGAUCUUGUCACUGUUUCGACGCCUUCUGAACCCUGCACAAGUACUUGACUUGGGUGAACAGCCACCUGAGGCUGCAUUAGAAUGGUGUUCUCUGCUGGGAAAUGUUCGAGCCACAGUACUUGUAGCAGGAGGUGACGGAACUAUUGGAUGGGUUCUGAAUUCAGUUAAUAACCUACAGUUAAAGCCAAAUCCAGGAGUGGCCAUUUUGCCAAUAGGAACAGGGAAUGACUUGUCACGCAUUCUGGGCUGGGGCAAGGCACAUUGUCCUGAUUCUGAUCCAGGUGUAGUUCUUCAACAAGUACAGAAUGCCCAUCUUGUUCAACUGGACAGAUGGAAGAUUGAAGUGCAUCCAUACCGCCAUUUGGGUAUCCGCUUGCCGGUACGAAAUAUGUUCAUGUACAACUAUUUGAGUGUAGGGGUGGAUGCUCAAGUAACCCUGGACUUUCACCGUGCUCGUGCGUCUCCCUUUUAUAUUAUCAGCAGCCGACUGAUCAACAAGAUGUUGUAUUUAACAUACGGGACACAGCAAGUGAUGGAAAGAGGAUUCCGAGACUUGGAACAGCGCUUAGAACUUUAUCUUGACGGUGUGCGCGCCAAUCUUCCUUCCAUUGAAUCAGUUGUGGUACUCAAUAUCCCAUCAUGGGGUGCGGGUGUUCAUCUCUGGAGCAUGGGUGCAGCUGGCAGUGAGGAUGUUGCCCCCCAGAGCUACAGUGACGGAAAGUUGGAGGUGGUUGCUUUGUAUUCUUCAUUCCAUAUCGCACAGCUCCAGGUUGGACUAUCUCAACCACACAGAGUGGGACAGGCCUCUUGUGUUCAGAUCAAACUAAAGGAUAGGAUACCAGUUCAGGUAGACGGAGAGCCUUGGGAACAACACCCGGCGGAGCUGAACAUAACAUUUCACAACCAGGCAACGGUACUCAAAUGUGCAGAAGUGGGAGAAUGAAUACCAUCUAACCUGCCCAACUUCCAGGUUGGGUCAAGUGUGUUGACUCUAUAAUGCUUUUAUAUGUGUUGACACAAUACAUUCUUACUCAGUGUUGUUUUACUGUUACAUAUCCUGAAACAUUGUUAAUGUUGCAACUCUCAUAUUUUAUGACUGUUAGUUUUUAAUGUUGGAUAGCUAUAUUUAUAUUUUAUAGCUAAACUGUUUUGUUAUAUAAAUGUUACCUGUUAUAGACAUUUUUUAAAGUAUUAACUAAAUGUGUUACAUGAAAUAUGCAAUUGCACUAAAAUGUGUAAUGAAUUUAACAAAUAUUAUUGUGGUGCUGACUUACUUCACUCUUUGCUUUCCAGGAAUACAGUGCCAAAGAUAUGCCCAGAAUGGGGUAUUUAUAGUAAUUACCAAUGAAUGGGGGGGGGGGUUAAAAAAUUCAUACCUGGAUAUGGAUUGGUAAUAAGAACCACAGUGUAAAAUUCAGUAUUACCAGAAUUCAGAUUUUAAUGGAACUGAAUGAUACAAAUCGAUGCUUUUAUGUAAGAAUUACAGAGAGGUAGCUUGUAGUUAUGUCCCCAUAGUAGUUCCAUGGAAAUUGGAAUUUUGUGAUUAGUACUUAAUGUAAAACAACUGCACUGGUACUUGGAUUGCAUAGAAUAUAUUUCUCACUGCAAAUAUUUAAAUAACAAAACAAAACAGACAACAUCCAGGCAAUGAUACCUCCUUCAUUUAUAAUCAUCUUCAUCAGCAGGAGAAGCUGAAAGGGACAGUAAGGUCACUGACUGUAUCCAAAAUUGCAAUUUCCCCCCAGUUCUUAGUUGCUGGAGGUUCAGUUAUGUUCUUGGCAGUGAUCUGUAUAUGUUACAGAACAACUUUACUUAACACUGGAACAUUUUUUUUUUUUAGAGAGAUGCCGAUAAUCCAGUGACACACUGGGAAGGAGCAGUUGUUUUAUAAAAGUAAAUUAACCUUUUAUAUACUGAAAUCAAUAUAUUAUUUUUUUAUAAAAAUGAAUAAUCAAAAUCAUUACAAUAAAAAUUUAACAUACUUUUGAGUGCAUUUUCUAUGAACUUUUACUUUUUUCUUUUAUGAAAAAGGAACUCAUUGCCAUUGCAUACUGGCAGAAAAGUCAUCAUUGACAACUCAUUACCAUAGUCACACAGAACAGUAGAUGAUUAUGAAAGAAAUAAAAUCACUGAUGCUUGCCUUAAGGAGGAAGGUGAGCAUUCCAAAAUGUUUUCAGUGAUAUGCUAUUAUUACCUGAUGAGAAGCAGCGCCUGACAUGGUCUUCGACUGCUAUUGGCAAAGCCUAGAUGGAAUAUUGUACUGUGACAUGUUGCUGUUGAAUUAGUAUAGAAUUUAUUUUAACACUGUAAUCAUGAAUUUCGCGGGUCACAGUAGCCGAGCGGUCUAAGGCAUGUACUGUUUUCGCUUGCUUGGAAACCGGGAUCGUGGGUUCAAAUC